Molecule: messenger RNA, 2173 nt
Organism: Salarias fasciatus (jewelled blenny)
Lineage: Eukaryota; Metazoa; Chordata; Actinopteri; Blenniiformes; Blenniidae
Gene: ndfip1
Product: Nedd4 family interacting protein 1
Exons: 8
Coding region: 155-811 (218 amino acids)
Biological process (GO): vacuolar transport; positive regulation of protein ubiquitination; metal ion transport
Cellular component (GO): endoplasmic reticulum; perinuclear region of cytoplasm; Golgi apparatus
Molecular function (GO): WW domain binding
Source: RefSeq, a predicted model, not a curated record
AGCAGCCAGCCAGUCCUGGAGAAGGAAGGAGAUGGCCGACUAGGAGGCACCGAGAGCUCCGCGACUCACACUGCACAGACUCCUCGACGCAUAACAAGCGUUUAACAGCGGCAGCAGGAGGAGGACGGCUUUCGUAUUUGGUCCCUCUUCCACAAUGGCGGAACCGAACAGCGGCGUGAGGUACCAGGAGCUGGUGAAUGAGGAGGAGCCGGCUCCGCCGUCCCAGGAGGGUCCCACCCAGGAUGCACCACCACCCUACAGCAGCGUCGCCGCAGCAAAUGCAGCUUUCUUUGAAUACAAGGAAGACGGCGGCAGAUUCCCAAACCCCCCCUCCUACAGCGUGGCCACCACCUUGCCCUCCUAUGAUGAGGCUGAGAGGAGCAAAGUGGAGGCCGCCGUCCCCCUGGUCACCGGACGAGUCACGGAGGAGGACUUCGUGGCCAGAGAUGACUUUGAAGACGCCGAUCAGCUACGGAUAGGAAACGACGGCAUCUUCAUGCUCACCUUCUUCAUGGCAUUCCUCUUCAACUGGAUCGGCUUCUUCUUGUCGUUCUGUUUGACCACGUCGGCUGCCGGGCGGUACGGGGCCAUCUCAGGCUUCGGCCUGUCCCUCAUCAAAUGGGUUCUUAUCGUCAGGUUCUCCACCUAUUUCCCUGGUUACUUUGACGGACAGUACUGGUUGUGGUGGGUGUUCUUGGCCCUGGGCUUCAUGCUGUUCGUCAGAGGAUUUGUUAACUACUCCAGAGUGCGUAAGUUGGCUGAUCCCACUUACGCCACCCUUCCCCGAACAAGGGUGCUCUUCAUCUAUUAAAGGUUGUUGACGAACUGGACACGAAGAGGAAGAGAAGCUUCAGAUGAAAGCGGAGACGUUUUGCUCCCGAUGAAGAAAGAUGGCAGUAAAAAAUAUUCAGGAAUUCUAUCAUUUGUUUUUCUUUUCUUUUCGAACUUUAUUAAUGGGAAGUGAUUAACAGUGGUAGUCCCUCAAUGUAUUCAUUAGUGGCGAAUGUCAAAGUGCUAUUUACAUCUGUCUGUAACGUAUGAGUAAUGCCUUAUAUCAUUUGAUGGUAGUGUAUGAGCAUGCAUCUGCCCUGAAGUCCAGUAAAAUAGGGAGAGUCUCAUGUUGGUGGUACUUGAAGCCAGCAGGUAUUUCUAAGUACAACACUCUGUAGACUUGCCAUAGCAUGCAGCACACUUUGUAACCUGCACUAAUCACACUUCUUCAACGCGCUAUAAUGCUGUUUUAGAUGCACUUAAAGAAGCAAGCUUUCAUUAGGACGACACACACACAUUGCCACAUGUCACCCGCCUGUUGGCUUUAAGCGGUGUUGCUUGUUAUUUUAGCCAUGAGGGGGCAGCAUCGUCCGCAGCUGCUCAGGCCCCAGAUACCCUCCAUCAAGGGCAUUGUGUUCGUGAAACUAGCUCGCUUGUGCUUCAACCACGGAGUCAGUGGACACACCAAAAUUACAGUUUUUGCCUGUUAAAUGUCUUGUUGUGCAUUAAAUCAGGUGAAAUUCCUCCACCUGGAAAGAGAAUGUGGAGUUACAGAUGCGGCCCGAGAAAACGCAGCCUGUGUUUUUGAAGCAGGAGCGAAGCCACAAACCAGAUGCUGAGUGAUGUGAAGUUACAAAACCUCAGAGACGGCCACGGAGACAACGCCGUACUUUUCUUAUAAACAGAUAAGCACAUUUUCUGCGGUCGGUCCUCAAAGAAGCUUAUUCAGAUGGUCUGUGGACAGAAACUCUGUGAUUGUAGGAAUGAGGCUUGAUUGUCUGAAUGAGUUUCUUUCACAUUUGGAUCAAAUUAUCAUAAAUUAAAACAAAUUAAAUUCCUUUUCCAGGUGGAUUUUUGCCUUAAGAUUUAAUUAACAGAUAAAAUAGUUUACUUUCUUUUUAUAAUCUUUGAAAAAAAAUCCUCAUCCGGUGUAAUAAAGUCAGUUUGUGGGUGAUGAUGCCACAGAAUGUUGUGUGCAGGAGCACUUUUGGAGACGGAAGCAGUGGAAUCCAGAGGAGGCUGCUGCAGGAUCAUGAGUUCACUUCAUACUUCUGCCAUGGCUUUAAUUACACACCAGUCAUGCUUGGUUCGUAUGUGACGUAGAGCUGCAAACUUUGGGAUUUUGUUGUUAUGAAACUGUACAUAAAAUAUUUAGUGUUGAAUAAAUGUCACUUUCAGUGAG